This is a messenger RNA of Strongylocentrotus purpuratus (purple sea urchin), 757 nucleotides long. RefSeq lists its product as uncharacterized. The coding region runs from base 75 to 377 and encodes 100 amino acids. The record is from RefSeq and is a predicted model, not a curated record. Lineage: Eukaryota; Metazoa; Echinodermata; Echinoidea; Camarodonta; Strongylocentrotidae. The transcript has 5 exons.
AGUAAUCAACUAAGAGAUACAUUAUUAUUAAACCAGUAUUCUCCAGAGGAACAGUAGUACAUUACAACAUCAAGAUGAAGACCGCAUCACUCAUUGCUUUUCUUGCUGCAGUCUGCCUCCUCAUGGCCACAUCAACACAAGGUCGAGCUGUAGUCCGAGGUGAAGGAGGGGAGGCUCUAGAUAGAGCAAAGAGGCAGACAUCUACAAGCGUGGAGAGUACGAGUGACGAAAGUACGAGUGACGAAAGUACGAGUGACGAAACUACGACUUCGACGACUAAUGACUCGGAUUCAAGUGAAGAGAGUGAAUCCGCCGAGACUACCACUGCAGCUGCAACAACGGCUGCUGUUACAACGGUUGCUGCAACAACAGUAUAGGACAUCAAUAGAAUAAUAACCCACCAACACCCCGGGCAACGACUAAACAACGUCCUGUAUUAAUCUUGUAGUUUUUCAGGCAACUGUGAUAAUUAUCAUAUUCGGUCAGCGAGAUGCUUAUAUUGUUGUUAUCCCCAUUAAACUUUCAUGUAUUGUUUUGCCUGAUACAUUUCUAUGACGAAAUGAUAUAUCAAAACGUUAAAGAAAAAUUAAGUUCCACGAUAACAGCUGAAAUGCAUGAUGUACCUUCAAUUACAAGUUUUGUUAAAGGGAGACAUUUCGCCUGCUCACUACAUUCUAUGUAGGCCAAUGUUCCCCUAAAAUAAAAAUAAAAGCUGUUUUUAGGAAGACAUUAAUUUGGAUCAUUAAAUGCCACAGUA